This is a messenger RNA of Eurytemora carolleeae, 924 nucleotides long. RefSeq lists its product as uncharacterized. Lineage: Eukaryota; Metazoa; Arthropoda; Copepoda; Calanoida; Temoridae. The coding region runs from base 40 to 795 and encodes 251 amino acids. The record is from RefSeq and is a predicted model, not a curated record. The transcript is spliced from 2 exons.
CUUUAGGCAUAGUCUUCUGGGUGACACAACAGCAGAAAUAUGAUUCACCAGGUAGUUGUUCUAUCUCUACUCUGCUCCUUCGCUCUCGGAGGAGAUAUGAUCGAUGAGAAGUUGGUAGAAAAAAUUAACACUUACAACCUUUGCUGCGAAUGCUUUGGAGAUGAAUUCGUAGAAACCAUGCACAAAAAAAUCAAAUCAGCUACGAAGAAGUGCAUUGGAUCUAUGCCUCAUGAUGAGGAGCAUACAGAUGACGAGGAAGAAGAGUCUAGAUCCAAGAGGAUGGCUAUUGACUCCUCCAACGCUCUAACCAACCUGAUGGGUGAAUGGAACUCCAAGAUGGGAAAUCUGACCUGCGUUCUUCAAGAGUUGGGAUUUCUGAAUGAAGAUGGAGACAUCAACAUUGAGAAGUUCACCGUCGAGGCUAUUACCGAGAGGUACAAGGGCGCUAAGGCCGCAGCCGAUCCCGUCUUUGUCCAGAAGCUUAGCACCAAGAUGAACGACUGCCACGCUAUUUCUGAGAGCUGGCCUGAGUCUACCCUUCAAGAGAACGACUUCAAGAAGAAGUACGGUCGUCACAUGGUUUUCUUUAGCUGCUGCAUGAAGUCAGAGAGGGAGCUGUGCAUGAAGUACGAGCUGGCUACUCACAUCGAGAAGAUGACUGGAGAAGUACCCUCCAACUCCUACUCCACAGACAAGUACGAUGCUGCUGCCUGGAACAUGAAGGCUAUGAGACACGAAGCCACCCCUGAGGAGCAAUGCAUUGAUGAGUUCUUUUGGGGUGCACCACACAUGUAAAUUAUAUUAAUUACUUAAUGUCCUUUGGCAGCUAUAUGAGAUUUUAAUCAUUUUAAACUUUUUUUUAUUAAAGUAUAACGCUUUAUGUCUGUAAACACAACCUUGAUAAAUAAAUUGAAUAUCAGAGAG